Molecule: messenger RNA, 2140 nt
Organism: Schistosoma spindalis
Lineage: Eukaryota; Metazoa; Platyhelminthes; Trematoda; Strigeidida; Schistosomatidae
Source: the annotation of a GenBank genome assembly
CUGAGAGAUAUCCUUAUAAAAAUGUAAGCUUAUAUAGCUCCUAACUUUUUUAUCUGAUGAUUAUUUUAUUACAAUAAAAUGUCCAUCGAAUUUCCUACUUUAGUCAUAUUUGGUUAUGAUUUCUACUAGGAAUAAUUUUCAUGUCUACGAAAUUUGAUGGACUUCAUCUGCAGUUCGUGAUACUGCCUCUAUGCCUGAAUGUUUCGUUUAGCACAUGGCCACAGUAUCCCAAUCUGUCGGCCGACUUUGCGAAAGGCGCAAUAAACAAUUUUGGGGAAAUGGCACAAAAAUCACAAGUUUUCCCCAAGUCUGGGGAAAAUUUCUCACCACAUCGAUAAGUUUUAAAUUUGACUAGUUUCAUACCCAACAAUAUAAACUUGUGCUUCUACAUGGCUAGCAGGCGUACUUGUUUGUGAUGAGGGGUUUGAUAGUUGAACUCGUCCAUAAUACUCAUGAUGUAGACAGUUGACGUAGAUGUAGUGAGGCAGCAUACUGUAGGUAAUCAACUGGAAGGAUAUCCCUAAUAUUCUGCUCGUGGUGUACAGUAACGGAUCCAGAGAAAGUUUUUUCAGUGCAAAGUCGACCACUACUGGAGUAAUUUCCACCACAGAACUGUCUUUCUGGGUGUUUUAAACCAAAUUAUAGUUCUAAAACUAAUCUAGUAACUUGAGAGUUGUUGGAAUUUCACGAAACGUCAGUCUAACGCAUUGAAUUCAGUGUGAUGUCGUAGAAUCUUAUUAUAAUUACGUACCCAACAGACUUGAUUUUAUGAUGGAUUCAACUGACUUCUUAAGAAAUAUUCUUGUUUUCUGUUACAUUAAUUAUGACUACAAGUCAUUUAAUCUCGUUUCGAUCUCAUGUUAUGCACUAAGUGCAUAAACUAAAUUAUACCAUUCUAUAAUCAUAAGAGGCACCCGCGCCCAACAAAUGUGAGGCCUAAACUUGGCACUUGCUACUUUCGUCAACUGGACAACAGAAUCAUACCAUUAUAAGUGACUGUCAAAUCAAGCUAGUUAUCAAUCCCGGCCACAUUGUUGUCUGGGUUACGUUUCACUGAGCGUACUAAACAUGAUUAGUUUUUCUAACAUGAUAAGGAAUAUAUACACAGUCAAGAAUAAUAUAUAAGAGGUCGGAACUGAAGAGUAGAUCGUUAUCAAAUUGGUCUAAGUAAUGUUCCUUAGUGAGUGUGAUACAGGUUAAGAAAAAAUACCUAGAUAGUUGGUUAACCAUUCCCGUCGUUUUAUUUUCAGAGAUGGAAUACUUUCUUAAACGGAUCCCAGCCUUCAGUCGUGCAUUAGGUGAUAUCGACUCUGACAGUGAUGAUGACGACGACUCAAUCGUUGACCAGAAUGGUCUUGAUGUUCCCGAUAAUUCCCUGCUAUUCACAAAUGAGCAAGAUGAAGAAUUAAACACCUAUCAAAUAUUUCGAGAUUAUACAACAAUAUCACAUGUAAUUCUAGCUAUUGGACCGUUAACAAGUGCAUUCGUAACUAUUGGCACUGGUAUUACCCAUAAAAAUUUAUCUACUAUUAAAGUAUCAUAUAAGAAGACUUCUCUAGUAUUCAAUAGUUACUAUCUUCCAGAUUAUGACAACACAUUAAUUAUUUGUAUUGAACAUGAACCUAAAUUUUUGUGCUAUCAACACAAGUAUAUCCUUUGUAGAUACUUUCAACGUGUUUUUUGUCGAAAUGAGAAUUUCGAUAAGGAUAAAAUUUCUAUAAAAGAUAUUAAUGUACUAUGUAGUCGUUCAGUGACUCAGUAUUGUUCUAAAUUGAAGACACCUCCCCCUUUUAUAAAAUUUAUACCAACCUAUUCUGGAUUAAGUAGUCGGUUUCCAAAGCUGGAAGAACCGACAAUUUUGACAGGUUUACCAGCUGAAGCGCUGAAUUGGUUUUAUUUCAAGUCCUUACCAGUCAAUGUAUAUAUUGUAUUUUAUUUACCACACGUUAGUGUCUGUGAAUGGUCUGCAGUAAAAGAGAUAUUCAACAGUCUGUUACCAGUUGGUAUUGAAAUUAUGCCAAAGCAGUUUUCAUCCAACAAUCAAUGGGACAAUAAUUUAUUAAGUGAAAAACUCAAGGAAAUGUGUAUUACUGCAGUUUGCAAUAGUGAACGUGCAAAGACAGACCAAAUGUAUACUUGA